UGCGUGCGUGCGCGUGAGAGCCAACUAGUUGUUGGCUACCAGUAGCAUUAGCUUCCAUAGUUAGCGCCGCUUUCUGGAAACAUUUGUCCGGCACAGUCGCACCAAAGACGGCCACCAUGAGUGGGGACUCCCGUUAACGAAGCACGCCUGUCCGCCUGGAAUGUCAAAGAAGACCCUUUGAGGAAAUGAGAAGUUAGCCGUCCGUCAGUGAGAGGUGGGGGGAAAGUCCGGCUACAUCUUCUUCCUUCUGGCCAUCGCCUAGCCUGCUAGCAUCCUGGCAAGGAAAGCUCUGAGAUUUUGCAAGGACUGAUGCGGAAGAAGGAUAUGAGGCAAAGCUGCACGGCUAAAGCUAACUGAUCGCCCUUCUGGGAUCUCAACCUAACGAUCUUGACAGUGAGUGGCUACAGCAGGCCUAGCAUUAGCCUGCCAUCUACCUUCCUGCCCUUUUAAGCCAUCUAAUGAUAACUCUGCAUGUCAGCCGAUGAGUGUUUUCUCACACACUCCAAGGGUUGCCAAUGUACCACAAAGUCUCUCACCUGAUUACCCGUCAAGGAUUAAGCCGGAGCGUGGCAUCGUCUGUGCAGGGAGGGAGCACACGCAAGUGCCAGGAUGUGCAAAGACUCCUGACCUUUACUGAAGUGCACACACACUCGGGACACAGAACUCUCGACCCCCAUGAAACAGUCCCGCUUGAUCUGCCAUCACCAAUGGAACUGCCAUCAUAGACUCAAGACACUGUGGAUCCAACUCCACAGUUUUGUCGGCGACAGUGUUGGAGCGACUAUUUCAGCUGUGGGUUCCCCCUGAAGGAGGAGAGAUGGGCUCCCAAGCACUUCAGAUAUUACGACAGGGCGUGUGGGCCUCGCUUACCGGGGGGUGGUAUGUGGACCCUCAUCAGAGCACCUUCUCUAACUGCUUCCAUCUCUACCUGUGGAUAUUUCUGCUGGCCUUCCCCUUUCUGCUGUACAUGGCUCUUCCCGCCAGCUUGGUGGUAGCAGGCUUGUACUCUGCCGCAGUAGCCGUCUUUUUUACCGCCGUCAAAGUGGUCAACUACCGUCUUCACGCCAUGUUUGACCUCGGGGAGAUUAUCGAGAAGAAGCAGGCCUCGCUCUCUGCCGACGCUCCAAGGACAGAAGAAGGGGACGAAGGUUCUGGCGCGAAUGAUGGGAGUCAACCCAGGGAUAUCCAUGCUGGUGUGGAGAUGACGGUGUUUCGGAAGGUCAACUCCACGCCUCCGGUGCGGUGCAGCUCUCAGCACUCGUUGUUUGGACUCAACCAGGUGUCGGAGUUCUUACCCCAGCUUGAGGAUUCAGGGGGGACAAAGGAUAUGAAAGAGUUAUUGCGAGAACAGGGAAGCAAUAACGUGAUCGUUACCUCCGCUCAUCGCGAAAUGCUGCGGCAAAGUUCUCAGGACACCAUCAGAGCUCCGAGCAUGGUCCAGUCCUGCAUUGCUGCUGCCCUGGGAGGUAACUUCCCAGGUCUAAUGGGACUCUCCGGAAUGGCCUCCGGAUUUGGAGAACCAGGAGAAUAUCUGUCUGUACCCCCUUCACCUUCCAGUCAAGAAGAUGGAGGCGAUAAAGAAGCAUUGCAGGAGGUGGAGGCGCCUCAAAAGAUUUCCGAGGACAAUGGGUUAGCUUAUUCGCCCCUCAGCCCCUCUGCCGAGUCUGAGAGUCUAGGGGAAACCCCCCUGAGUCCUCUUAUAAAGAGUAGCUUAAGUGAGGAGCUGAGUGAAAAUCUUUUGGGUUUGGGUCUUGAUCCUGUGGUUUUUGUGCCUGGGACCGAGCACCCAGGUUGCCGCAGUGGGGUAGCUCUAGCUGCUGGAUCUACAGACAGCUGCUUCAGUGGAGGUGGAGCCACUACUGACCGUGAGACGCUGAGCACCGUAAGCAGCUACCGCAGUGAAAAGACGGAUUCCACUCAGCUUGAAAGCCCAUCUUUCAGCCAACCCAAGCCCCCGGAUGGACAGACGUCGACGCUGGCAGCGAGGGAUAAUGUCCCCAAGGCUGCAGAGAUCCCAGCAGGACAGGAUGGCAGUGACACAGAUAACCUGUCUGACAGUGUGCUGCUACGCUCACCUUCCAAAGAUGUCUCCCCCAGCCAGGCCCUUGACAGGACACUUGUUGAAGGAGACGAUUUACCGCCUGCACCCUCAGACAUCCCACAAGCUCCCAUUUUUCACAACUCUUCCCCUUCGAGUAGUGGCCACUCAGACGUUUGUGACUUAGACAGAACCGUCUCUGUUCCCCCCCUACCUCCACCUAGGCAAGCUACUUCUGUGCCCUCAGGGCUGGCUCUGGGUUCAGUGUGUUCCGAGCCCGCUCUACCCAUUUCCUCCACCCCCUUCCUGGUGUCAGAUCAGUCUGCCCAGCAGGUUGUGCGGCCCAAAGACUUGAAGCUACUGCGGGCCAGUGGCAGUAAUGUUGGCCACAGGCCAGGCCGGCGGAAAGCUCCUCGAAGACGAGCCGGCGCAGGAAGUAGUAGUUUUGACUGUGGUUCUUACAGGCGUCACCACAAUCAUAGACAGCACAGAGAUUACAUCCCUGUGCGCAACCGGCUCGGCGCCAAGGCUUACAGUGAAAGUCUCUUCGAGGAUUCCAGUGACGAGGACGAUGGCAGCGACAUGAGCGCAGCAUCCAGUCUGGGGUCUCAGCGCCGCUACAGCUCAGAUGAAGACGACUCCAGCUCCUCCACCUCCUGCUACUCCCCAGACCUUGUUAAUGCCGGCCCCGCAUUACCUCUGCCCGCGGCCGCUCAGCUGCCCACUCCGCUGGAAGAGGAUUUAGCCGAACCCGGUGGUCCUUCAUAUUCUCGUGCUGCUCAGCGCUCGUCGAGCACAGCCAGCGCUAAGACUCACGCCAGGGUGCUCAGUAUGGACGGAGCAGGUUCAAGUCAAAACAACGCAACAGCUCCGCCUUCUACUCUACACACCAUGCCAUCUACUUCCACACCUGCACCACGCACUCUCACCAUGUCCAAGUCUGACUUGGAGGCUCGCACCAUCCACAUGGAGAGCUUCCCUGGACCUCAUCAUCAUCGGUUGGAUUCUCUUGGAGGCUCUUGGACUGGCAACCAGAUGGGUUGGCGUGGAGGGGAGUUGACUGAGGAGGGGGCGGUGGGAGGAGCUCUGGCGCUGGAGGAAGGAGGCAAACACGACUCUGUCAGCAGUGUAAAGAGGACCCAGGCUAUCCGCAGGCGACACAAUGCUGGGACCAACCCUACACCUCCUCCUUCCACCAUGGGAUCCCCUCCCAGCCUCCAGGACCUACAAAGGGCUCGGACCUCCUCCCACUCGCGGACCCGCACCCUCCCGUCCGCCUUACAGUUUGCCUCAUCACUGCUGCUCCCCCGCAGCGGCAUCCACGAGGCCUCCACCUUUGACGACACAUCAGAGGGCGCCGUGCACUACUUUUUUGAUGAGAGCGGAGUGAAAAGGUCUUACACUUUUGGACCUGCUGGAGGAGGUUAUGAAGACCCAGUUCAGGAAAGGGAGAGGCAGUCCCAGUCCUCAAGCUUCACCUCAACAGAGGUCCAGGAGGGAGCCCCGGUCCUGUCCAUGCUGCAACCCAGACCAGUGGUCCUACAGGGCAUGCAGGUGCGAAGGGUGCCUCUGGAAAUACCUGAGUUUGACCUGGAUCAUGAGUCCUUGCAGGAGUCCCAAGAAAACACACUGAUGAUUGAGGAGAAAGCUAAACCCAAACAGUACUAUCGCUUUUGGGUGCUGCCUGGGAAGUGGUUGAGGGUCCGCUACGAUCGAUUAGCUCUUAUGGCCUUGUUGGACAGGAACCGGCGUGUUGGAGAAAACGUGUUUGCUGUUGUGCUGGCCAGUUUGGUGGCCUUUUUGGGGUUUCAACUGCUGCUCCAGGGCUUUUUCAGGGACAUCUGGGUCUUCCAGUUCUGCCUGGUCAUUGCAAGCUGCCAAUACUCCUUACUUAAGAGUGUACAACCAGAUGCAGCCUCUCCCAUGCAUGGUCAUAACUGGAUCAUCGUGUACAGUCGGCCUGUUUACUUCUGCUUGUGCUGCGUGUUGAUUUGGGUCUUUGACUUGUCCGGCCGCUCUAGCAGUGUGCAACCCGUCUCCCUGUACGGCGUCACCUUCUUCUCCGCACACUUCCUGCUUUGUGUCAGAGAUAUGCUCCUGGUGUUGGCCUUGUGUUUCCCAGUCAUCUUCCUGUUUGGCUGGCUACCUCAGGUCAAUACCUUUGUCAUGUGUCUGUUGGAGCAGAUCGACAUGCAUGUUUUUGGUGGAACAGCCACCACCAGCCCCCUCUCGUCUCUAUUCAGCCUCAUACGCAGCGUGCUGGUGGCCGCUCUGCUGUAUGGAUUUUGCCUCGGUGCCAUCAAUGCGCCGUGGGGGGACGCACAUGUGCCAGUACUGUUCUCUGUCUUUUGCGGCUUGCUGCUGGCCUUGUCCUACCACUUGAGCCGUCAAAGCAGCGAUCCCACCAUCCUGUUGUCAUUGGUGCGAUCCAAAUUAUUCCCCGAGUUGGAGAACCGUUCACCAGAAGAACCCCCUGUGGAGAUCAAGGACCCUUUGCCAGAGAAGCUGCGUGACUCAAUGAAAGAGAUUCUUCAUUCUGACCUUGUCAUGUGUCCCCUCAUGGCCGUAAUCACCUUCGCCAUCAGUGCCAGCACAGUUUUCAUUGCACUACAACCUGCUCUCAGCUUUGUCUUGUACAUCCUAGCGGGAGUUGUUGGCUUCAUUACCCACUAUCUCCUGCCUCAGCUCCGCAAACAGCUGCCUUGGUUCUGCCUGGCUCACCCUGUUCUCCGGUCCAAAGAGUACAGUCAGUUUGAGGUCCGAGAUGCUGCACAGUUGAUGUGGUUUGAGAAGCUGUAUGCGUGGCUUCAGUGUGUGGAGAAGUACUUCAUCUACCCUGCCGUCGUGCUCAACUCCCUCACCACGGAAGCACGGGCUGUGGGCCAGGACCAUAAAGAGCUGGACAUCUACAGCCGGGCGUUCUUCAUCUCAGUGGCUGGCAUGAAGUUGCUGCGGUCGUCCUUCUGUGCCCCGUCGCAGCAGUACGUCACGCUGUGCUUCACCACCCUUUUUUUCCACUUCGACUACCCACACUUUUCAGAGACCUUUUUAAUUGACUACUACUUUAUGUCCAUUCUUUUCAGCAAGAUGUGGGACCUGCUAUAUAAGUUACGCUUCGUUUUGACGUACAUCGCUCCUUGGCAGAUCACAUGGGGCUCGGCUUUCCACGCCUUCGCUCAGCCCUUUGCUGUGCCACACUCUGCCGUGCUGUUUGUGCAGGCCAUCUUUUCUGCCAUAUUUUCCACCCCUCUCAACCCCGUCCUAGGUAGCGCUGUGUUUGUUACCUCAUACACCCGACCUGUUAAGUUCUGGGAGCGGGACUACAACACCAAGCGAGUGGACCACUCCAACACCAGACUUGCCACUCAACUUGACCGUAACCCAGGUGCUGACGACAACAACCUGAACUCCAUUUUCUACGAGCACCUGACGCGCUCUCUGCAGCACAGCCUUUGCGGAGACCUGCUGCUCGGCCGAUGGGGCAACUACAACACCGGAGACUGCUUCAUCCUCGCCUCCGACUACCUCAACGCUCUGGUGCACAUCAUCGAGAUCGGCAACGGCCUGGUCACCUUCCAGCUUAGGGGUCUGGAAUUCAGAGGAACCUACUGUCAGCAGAGGGAGGUAGAAGCCAUCACAGAGGGCGUGGAGGAAGAUGAGGGAUGCUGCUGCUGCGAGCCCGGCCACUUGCCUCACAUGCUGUCCUUCAACGCCGCCUUCGGACAACGCUGGCUCGCCUGGGAGGUGGCGGCCACCAAGUACGUGCUGGAGGGUUACAGCAUCAGUGACAACAACGCCGCCUCCAUGUUGCAAGUGUUUGACCUCCGCAAGAUCCUUAUCACGUACUACGUCAAGAGCAUAAUUUACUAUGUGAGCCGGUCACCCAAGCUGGAGGAGUGGUUGGCUAAUGAGACCAUUCAGGAUGCUCUGCGACUGUGUCUCGGGCCCAAUUACGUGGACAGCGACCCCACCUUCAAUCUGAACAUAGACGAGGACUACGACCACAGAGCCUCUGGCAUCACGCCCUCCUCCUUCUGCAUGGUGUACUUGGACUGGAUCCAGUAUUGCAACAGCAGGCGUCAAGCGCAUGUGCCAAGUGAAAGAGAUUCUCCGUUAGUCAGUUUGUGUUUUGGGCUGUGCAUUCUGGGAAGAAGAGCGCUGGGCACUGCCUCCCACAGCAUGUCUGCAAGCUUGGAGCCGUUCCUCUACGGCCUCCACGCACUCUUCAAGGGAGACUUUCGGAUCACGUCUCCUCGCGACGAGUGGGUCUUUGCAGAUAUGGAUCUGUUGAAUCGAGUGGUGGCGCCCGGAGUGCGGAUGUCCCUCAAAUUGCAUCAGGACCACUUCACAUCCCCGGAUGAGUAUGAGGACCCCGCGGUGCUGUAUGACGCCAUCACCGCCAACGAGGAGAAGAUGUUGAUAUCGCACGAGGGCGACCCGGUUUGGCGCAGCGCCAUCCUGGCGAACAUGCCCUCGCUGCUGGCGCUGCGGCACAUCAUGGACGACGGCAGCGACGAGUACAAGAUCAUCAUGUUGAACAAGAGGUUCCUCAGCUUCCGGGUCAUCAAGGUGAACAGAGAGUGCGUGCGUGGGCUGUGGGCGGGCCAACAGCAGGAGCUGGUCUUCCUGCGUAACCGUAACCCAGAGCGCGGCAGCAUUCAGAACGCCAAGCAGGCCCUGAGGAAUAUGAUCAACUCGUCGUGCGACCAGCCCAUCGGAUACCCCAUCUACGUCUCCCCCCUGACGACGUCUUACGCAGGCGCUCACAUUCAGCUGCGCUCCGUGUGGGGCGGGCCUGUGAGCCCACACAACAUCUACAACUGGCUCAUCAGCAGCUGGGACAGGAUGCAGAAAGGAUGCGGCGCCGGUUGCAACAGCGGAGGAAACAUCGAAGACUCGGACUGCGGCGGCGGCUCGACAUCCAUAAAUACCAACGCCGCCAUCCACACCACACAGAGCACGCCAGCCUCCAGCCUUCCUCCGCCACACAUCACCACGCUGCAACCCUCCUUGGGUACAGACAACCCAGUCGGUCCAAGCCAGAACUGGCCUCACCAUCCCCAACCACUCCCACUGGCCCUGCUCAGCCAAUCAGAGGGCAGGAUGGAGGCGGGGUUGCUGUCCUCCCACCACCACCACCACCACCACCACCCCACCCACCAGCGUCCAUCUUCCAUCCAAGGCCUGCUGGGUCAACAACUGUCGCACUCCCUGCUCUCCUUCAGCGGCUCAGUGGCUCCGCCCCCCCUGCCGGUGCCCGAACGUUUUUGCGCCGCCAGUUUCCUGGAGAACUCGGGCCACAGAGCGGGCCAGCGGGCUGGUCUCGCCCAGGGCAACGUUCUCCACCUGGAGAGCCAUUUCGGGAAGUGGAGUUUUUCCGGCAGGAAGGGCUUCAACGGGCCGGCGGCAGCCGAGGGCGACGCGGGAAGCGUCCACACCAUUCGCACGCAGCUGCCCCCGCCCGACCCCCCACAGGACGCCAGUCCCACACAAGAUCCACUCGGAGCGACUCGGGCGGCGGAUUCCUGCCUGCUGAGCGCAGGAGACGCCGUCGCCCCGCCUGACCAAUCCACAGAGCUGCCUUUACUUGAGCACCUGCGCUGAUGAUGGACACGCCCUCCCCUGCCUCAGCCCCCUCCCACACACUGGACGGCGCCCCCUUCACGACUCAUUCUCUCCAUCUUAGAAUCCGACAGGUUUUUUUUUUAAUCAGCCCACGUAAACAAAACAACACUUUUUUUUUUUUUUCUCCCAGCCUGAGAGCACGUUGCACGUCUGUGUGUGUGUGUGUGUGUGUGUGUGUGUGUGUGUGUGUGUGUGUGUGUGUGUGUGUGUGUGUGUGUGUGUGUGUGUGUGUGUGUGUGUGUGUGUGUGUGUGUGUGUGUGUGUGUGUGCGUGUGCGUGUGCGCUUACAGGCCAGGAAGGCCAGUGCAAUCGUAAGGGAUCUUUUUUGUUGCCAUUUUGCUGGAGGAUUGUUGACUCGUCUCAACUGGAAGAUAAAAAGAUGAGCUCCAUAAGAAGCCUUGUUCACUCUCUCUCUCUCCACUCAGUCGCUCGCCCUCCACUUUCAAAACGCCAAGAAAGUGAAAGUUGGUCACCCAACUGUCAUGGCGGCAACACUUCCUCGCCAGCCGCCACACGCUGCUUGUUUACCAUCUUUGGACGCAGCUUGGUCGCUCUGCGACUAAUCGGGAGUGAAGCCUUUUUUUUUCUUUUUUUUUAACUUUAUAAACCAAUCAGAGACAUCCAAACACGUGGGAAGGGGAGGGGCUACUUUCUGCUCACUGCUGCGACCCUGCCCCCAUACUAACUCGCAGACAAAGUGACUUGUAUUAGUACUACUACUCUACUACUACUACUUUAAUCCAGCGUUUUAGUUGGAAAACUGGAAAAGAAAGUGGAAUAUUUAUUGGAGGACUUUGGUCUUAUUGGGAUUUAUUUAGUGUGUAAGAUGAUACUUUCAGUUUGUUCCUGUUGCAUCAUCUCACCGUGUGUGCGUGCGUAACUGGAAGUACUGUGAGAAGUCACCUUAAGUUGCUUGCUUUGCUUCCCACAUCCUUGUUUUGGUUGCAGAUGUCACAGCAGCACACCAAUUAGGCUUUUAAUAAGCCCCGCCCAUCACAUGAUUAGCAAUCCAAAAAAAAAAAAAUCUCUUUGAAAGCUUCUCUUUUGUUGCACAAUUUAAAGCAAGUUAUCUCUAAAGGUGUCUUUUGUACUGCUAAAAUCUGAAAUAGUCAGAACUUCCACUAAAAGGUAAAUUUGAAGGCCCACAGUCUCCCACAGGAAUCCCAAGUAAGAGCAGGGCCCGUAUUCUCCCGUUUAAAAUUGUUCAUGAAUUAGUACAUUAAGGCCCAUAUUGUUGUAAAAUCCCAAAUAGUCCAAAUUUACGCUAAAAUCCCUGUCAAAUUUGUAAGAGGCCCAUAUUCUCCCAAAUUGUCCACAGUCUCUUACUAGAAUCCCAAGUAGCUGGAAUGGUGCAGGGCCCCUAUUCUUCAGUUAAUAUUUUCUGGAAGUUGGAACGUUACAGCCCAUAUUCUCCUAAAAACCCAAAUAGUCCAAACUUCCACUAAAAUUCCAGUCAAAUUUGUAGUAGGCGGAAUGUCGAAGGCCCGCAUUCUCCCACAGGAAUCCCAAGUAGCUCAAACAUUGAGUGUCCAGAGUCUCCUGCUAGAAUCCCAAGUAGCUGGAACGGGGCAAGGGCCGUAUUCUCCUGUUAACAAUCUCUGGAAUAUAGAACACAUAUUCUCCCAAAAUCCAAAAUAGUCUAAACUCCAAUUAAAAUUCCUCUAAAAUGUGUUGUUAGUGUAAUUUUGAUGGCCCACAUUCUUCUUCAGAAAUCCCUAUAAAACACAAAGUAGAAUGUCUGUAAUCUCCUACUAAAAUGCCAAGUAGUUAAACAUUGGCUGCCCACAUUCUCCAGCUAAAACCUCUCUUAAAUCCCAGGUUGCUGAAACCAUGUUGGGCCCUUAUUCUCCAUUUUGAAGUACCAAAAAGAUGGAACAUUUGAGAGCCAAAUUUUCAUGUUAAUAUCCCAAAUAGUUCAAUGUUGGCUGCCCAUAUUCUCCUGCUAAAAUCCCAAAUAGACAGAACUUCGACCGCUCGCAUACUCGCUCUAAAAUCCAAAGUAGCUGGACUAUCAAGGAACUGUAUUUUGUUUCCAAAAUCCCAAAUAGCUGAUUGAUAGCCCACAUAGCUUCAAUGUUUGCAGCCCGCAUUCUCCUGCUAAAUGUCUCUUAAAUUGCAGCAAGUAGAUUUGUUGUUGCUGGUAACCCACAUUUUACUGCUAAAGUCCCAAGUCGUCUCCUGCCAUCAGAGCCACUGAAAUCCUAAAUCGCAGAACUUUGGCGGCCCACAGUCUCCUGUAAGAAUCACAGAAAAAUCCCAAAGUAGUCAAAAUGUUGAUCUCGGCUUAAAUGUGUCUAAACACUGGCAGCCCUCAUUCUCCCUCUUCAGUUCCAAGUUACCCUCCUGACCUUCGUCGCCAGUAAAAUGUUCUUUUUUUGUGUGUGCUUGCAAAAAGCAAAGCACAAGUCAGAGCGUCGGUUUAAAUAUCAGCUUCAAAAAGGGAUUUGAUCAUCUCUGCAAUGAUGUACAGCAUGUGUCAUAUAUAAAUAUAUAUUUCAAAAAAAAUAAAUCUAUUUUAUUAUGAUUGGAAGUCCUGGGUUGUUUUCCGUUUAAGGCACUAAGUCAGAGGGUCCGUUUGAGGUGAGUUACUGGAGAAAAGCUUCACAUUUGAAAUGUGCGGUGGGAAGAUUUCUUUUUCUUUUUUUUUUGCACCAAGACAUCUGCUUUUAUUUGAGUUCUUCUGGAAAUGGUUUCUUUUAUUUAAGUCAAUGUUCUGUACAGUUUUUUAAGUGAUUUUUCCCUCCUAUUUAAAUUAAAGGUUUUUGUGUCCUUGUUUGCAAA
Nerophis lumbriciformis (worm pipefish) is the source of this 10444-nucleotide messenger RNA. RefSeq names its product pecanex-like protein 3. Gene Ontology annotation, cellular component: membrane. NCBI's taxonomy places the organism in Eukaryota, Metazoa, Chordata, Actinopteri, Syngnathiformes, Syngnathidae. The record is from RefSeq and is a predicted model, not a curated record.